ACUCUAUGACGAAACAUUUGAAAAACGAAAUUACUGAAAACAAACAAUAAUGUGGUUUUUCCAUUUAAUUUGUUAUAAAAAGUUUUGAAAACAAAAAUACAAUUGGAUAACAACACGUUUGUAUUGUUAAAACAAAAAUAUGUUGGAAAACCUCUACCGAGUGAGUUUACGAGUUUGGGUUUAGCUACUGUGUUAAAGACAUCACGCUCUGGGACAGUUUUUUUUUUUUUCGCCGAUUGAUUUUCAAAAGAUUACGCCAAGCUAUCUAGUGCUGUAAUGACAUUAGGAGAAGAUUUACUUUUACCCAACCUGCAAGGGAAAGGGAGGUUUAUGACAGCAUUCUGAGUGAAAACUUUUCAAGAUGUUCUUCAGUACUUUGACACCAAAAUUCUAUGUUGCACUCACUGGCACCUCUUCACUUAUAUCAGGAUUAAUCUUGAUCUUUGAAUGGUGGUAUUUUCGCAAGUACGGUACAUCAUUUAUCGAGCAGGUAUCCUUGAAUCAUAUUAGUCCAUGGCUAGGAGGCAAUGAAAAUAAUGUGGAAGGAACUAAUUCUAACAACAGUACCACCACUACAACCAACACUCAGCAGACAGUUCCAGAAUGCAAGGUCUGGAGGAAUCCUCUGAAUUUGUUCAGAGGUGCAGAGUACAUGAGGUUUUACCUGGCAACAAACAAAGAACCUCUUACGUACUACGAUAUGAAUCUUUCUGCGCAAGACCACCAGACUUUCUUUACUUGCGAUGGAGAUGUUGGAAAAGAAGAUUAUGAAAUUAUGCAGACCGCAUGGAGGGAGCGCAAUCCUGUUACAAGAAUCAAUGCUGCACACAGAGCAAUAGAAAUGAAUCCAGACUGUGCUUCAGCAUACAUACUUCUGGCAGAAGAAGAAGCAGUAACAAUACUUGAAGCUGAGAAGUUUCUGAAACAAGGUUUAAAAGCAGCUGAAGCAAACUACAGGAAGUCCCAACAGACUCAACAUCAAGACUUCAGUAUGGAAAUGUUACACAAGAGAGAUAUUAACGUUCUCAUCUAUGUGAAGCGGCGAUUAGCAAUGUGUGGUAGAAAACUUGGAAAGCUGAAAGAUGCAGUAAAAAUGUUUCGAGAUCUCACGAAAGAGGUGCCACCUAUUAUGAGUGUCCUCAACAUUCAUGAAAAUCUUAUUGAAUCUCUACUAGAAAUGCAAGCAUAUGCUGAUGUACAAGCAGUAUUGGCAAAAUACGAUGACAUCAGUUUGCCUAAGUCAGCAACAAUUUGUUACACAGCAGCCUUGCUCAAAGCUCGACUCGUGGCUGACAAAUUUUCUCCUGACAUUGCAAGCAAAAGGGGUUUGACCACUGCAGAAAUGACAGCAAUUGAAGCCAUCCAUAGAGCAGUAGAAUUUAAUCCUCAUGUUCCAAAGUAUUUAUUAGAAAUGAAACCUCUGAUUCUGCCACCGGAGCAUGUAUUGAAGAGAGGGGACAGCGAAGCGAUAGCGUACACGUUUUUCCACCUGAACCAUUGGAAAAAUGUGGAAGGAGCUCUGAACUUGCUUCACUGCACGUGGGAGGGCACGUUCCGUAUGCUGCCGUAUCCCUUGGAGCGAGGCCACCUCUUCUACCCGUACCCCACCUGCACCGAGUGUGCGGACAGAGAGCUGUUGCCUGCAUUUCACGAAGUCAGCGUAUAUCCAAAAAAGGAACUUCCAUUCUUCAUUCUAUUCACAGCAGGUCUUUGUUCAUUCACUGCGUUGUUGGCACUUUUAACUCAUCAGUAUCCGGAACCAAUGGGAGUAAUGGCACGGACUAUGUUGAGCUGGGUGUCUCUACCAUUUCACUACAUUCUUGAAAAAUUGGAAGAUAUAUUGCCAUCUAAUCUUCUGAAUCAGUUAUCGAGAAUAUGAAAUAAAUUGUACUCUCUACUGUGUGAUAAGUAAAGUUUCAUUGUGCUGACAUGUGGCAUAAAUCAACGGUUCUGUCAGAACUAAGAUGAAUCAUAGUUUGUCAAAAUGGAUUGUUAUCUGAUUAUAUGAAAUCAUGACCUGUGGGUCCUUGCCUGAUCAUUGUACAUUAUUCUAAGAUACAUAUAUUAAUGUGUCUCAGGUGGACUGCUGCAAAAAUUAGCUACACACAUGACAAUGGAUGAGCCACAAGGCAGUAGUUUCUGUGAGAUAGUUGUGCAGUAUUCAUAAGAAAUCCUAUUGUUGCUCCUUAACUUGUUAUAUAUGAUGCUAUGAAACUUGGAGUAUUAAGACUCGGUCUCACACAACAUUCUGAUUCUUCAUUUUUUUUGUCAUUACUUUUAUUCAACUGCUAGUUCUGAAAUAAUUCAAUACCUCCCUUGUAUUUGUUGUUUUGUCACAAAUAUUUUAACAUACAUUCACCUAGUGUAACAUGGUGGGUGUAAAAAGUUACAUCAAUCUUCAUAAUUAUUAUAGCUUGCAUGACCUUUUACACACCCAUUAUAUUACAGUACGUGAACAUCUGUUGAAAAUAUUUGUGAUCGAACAACAAAUGCAAGGGAGGUAUCGAGUUAAAAUUUUAUAAAUAGCACGUAAAUAAAAGUAAUAAUGGAAAAAAAAAAAUCUACCUUGUAUAUGAGACCAAGUCUUAAUUAAAUGAUACUUGUUACACCUAAAUAUUAUUCCUAUGCCUGUAAUUUAGUUAUUUAUUUUAGAGCUGACAAAUUCAAGCUAUAUUUUGGCACUUUUGACUUGCAAGGAAACCUUAAAGGUUAAUAUUUUAAGUGUUUGGACUAGCAAAAAUGCAUUUUUCUCCAGAUGCUACCAGUAUAACUGUGUAUAUACUAAGCAAUAUUUAAGUCAAAUAAUUUGCAGUUAAAGAGUAGGAAUACUUUUGUAGUAAGGUUUCAAAAGUGCUGGAUAAAUCAUGAAGUAAUUAAACGUAAUAUUUUAGUGUCUGCAUGAUUAAAAAAAUGCAGCACUAUUUAAAGUAUGAUGUUGUCCUGCAGAUUUUCCAUUGUGUUUUGUAUUUUGGCCCAGACCAAGCUACUUCUCAAAUCAAUAAGUAAUGAAUGCUGUCUGUGGAAAAAUAAUGCAGAAUAUUCAACAGCGGCGUGAAUAACUGUUAUUAGGGUGUGUUAUCACGGCGAUGUGUAGGUCAUUAUUGAUGGGCAGGGUUGAAGUGAUGAUGUGAAGCUGCAGUGGAGUGCAUUGGUGGGGAAAACCGGGAAAACCCAACGGCCCAGGGUAAUGUCCCCCAUAUUUUCCACUUGCAAAAAAUAUUGGUUUGACCCUACUGGGACUCAAACUCAAAUUGCCUUGGUGGGUUGAAUAUGACAUGACCACUGCGAUCCGUUGAAAAUAUAGGGAGGCAAGGCAAACAUGGCACUCAGCUGUUAAUAAAAAUUCCAAAAACCUUAAAAAUUAAAAUAUUUUAUUCCUUUUCUAAAUUUCUGUUGAAGAUACCAGCUAUGGGUCACUGAAUUCGUGAUUUGCGGGACAUACUUUAAACUUAAAGCAGCUAUACCAAAAGAAUAAAUGGGGCAACUAGGGGUAAUACAAAUUUAAAAAAAAAGAUCCUAAUUCAACAAGCAGAGCAACAGAUUUUAUGUUCAAACUGAAUACAUUGGUUGUUCAUACUUUUAAAAUUUGUAUACACUAGUUUAAGGCUUAAAAUACAGUUUAGCAAUUCUAAAUGAAAAUUUAUACUUGGUCUGGUUAAAACAGUAAACAUGCCUAACUUGCCUAAGAGUGCAUUAAUUCUCCAAGCCUACAUAAAACCAAACAACUCCACCAAACACACUGAGAGCAAGCAGGUUUCUCAUAAACUCUAAUUGCUUAACCAUUUUCUUAUUGUAUAUUAAGCUGUGCCAAAAAAAAUUACAAAUAAAUUGUCAGUGUACUGUAAAUGUAUUAGAAGUGAUACUUUAGUUUUAUUUUAAUGCACUGAACUAUUUUGAAAUUAAUACUGUACAAAAUACAUCUAACUUUUGAUUAACAUUUUGUUUCACAAAUAAAUUAAAAGAUAGUAAAAUAGUACCUACAAAGUGGUAAAUAUCUUCGAUGGCAUGUGUGUUCUAACAUAAUUUUCUUGGGUGAUUACUUGUAAGUAAUUUUAAGAUUGUGAUUAUUUAUUGACUUUUAAUGUUAGCAAAAUUUUAAGUUUUAUUUUGCACACAGAUAGAUUUGGUUAAUUCUUUAAAUGAUUCUUGCAAUGGGGAAGGUUCAUUUAAAACAUUUAUAUGGACAUACGUCAUUGCUGGUUUCACUGUAUGUUUCAAGAGUAACCACAAGAAUGGACAAGAAAGAUAUACACAAGCUCACAGAAAGACUAGCCAAAAUCUGCCAGUGUUAAAUGUCUAAAUAGUACAGAAAAUUCCAUGGAAGGAAUUAGUCAGAAAAAAUAUCACUGCACAGAUGAACACAGUAGGCUUCCUAAGACAAAACAGUUUCAAUGUUUUGGGAACUGACAUCUGGUUCCAUCAUCAAGCCCAAACAGACCAAUUGGACAGCACUCUCUGUGCUGUGUAUUCAUUUAAAAUUUGACAUUUACUGAUUUUGGCUUGUUUUUCUGUGUGUUUGUGUAUUCAUCGUUCUUGUCCAUUCUUGUGGUUUCUCUAUGACACACAUUGAAAACCAGCAAUGGCGUAUGUCCAUAAAAAUGUUUUAAAUCAAUAUGUUUGGUAUUUCCCCCAAUAUUCAUGAAAGCAAAUAUAUUUGAGUGAAUGCUGCCACAUAUGGGUCAACUAUCUUGAAACGGGUAUAUCAGAAACACGCAUACACAUUAGACUUGAACCUGUUAAAUUUUCAUUACUGCAUACACCUACAUUUAAUUGCAUAGUACUAAAAUUUCAGAGUUAACUCCUUAAAGUGUAACUUAAAAAAACAAACUGUUCUAAAAAAGGUAUAUAUAUGAAAAAAUAAUACUUUUAUAUGAUUCAUUCUUGAGGUGUACUAUACUUGGUUCCCAAACCACAGUGUAAAGGGUGCACCACACCAUGGUUUCUCAGCCAUGCCACCUUCGCGACUAUCUUGCGUCUGCAAGUUAACUUGCAUUUAUUAUGCAAAGUCCAACCUUUGGCAUAACUUUGUAGUAAAUGUCUAUAUAGUAAAAAUUAUACCUACUGGUCUAGCGAACCAUGGGUUUUCUUGCACAGUCAAUGCUAUAAGAAUGUGUAAACACUCAUUAAACAUCACUGAGUCUUAAAUACUAAGAGUUUCAGAAACUUUCUUUCAGUCUCAGUCUCCAGUAAACAGUUUAGCCCUUUACUAAAAAUAUAGAAAAUUUAUCAAAAGGCCUACUCACUUUUUUUUAUAAGAUUUAAGUCCACGACCUUCUCUGUGCACAAACUAACCACAAUAAGUAAUUCACAUUCUUGGCAGCUUUUACUAAGACACAAGGCUAGUGAAAUUUUUACUAGCACACCUUUAUCACAUUCAUUGAUAACCAUGUAGACUCAAACCAAAAGCAUAGCAAACAAUGUCACAUUUGUGGGCCUCGCCCCUUUCAACUUGUCAUCCGGGUAGUUCAAACAAGCUGCACACCCACUUUCACACACCACAACUCUUUCGCAGCAUAGUUUCAACAUGCUUCAUCAGCAGUUAACAAUUUGCCAUGCCAAUGUCUUUAACCUCGUUAAAUUACUUAGGGCUUCAAAACCACUCAAAAAAACUAAGUUUAUUAAGCAAGGUGUCCACAUUUUUGAAAGUUAGGUAAGUUGGAAUUGGUCACGGAAAGCUAGGAAAUUUGAUUUAAAUCCAGGAAAUGUCAUAGAAAUCCUCGUCGUAGUAAUUUUAGGCUAAAAUUUCAUGCUCCGAUUUGCAGUCACUCAGAAUGUGAAAGAAAUUUUGUCAUGUGGUGUUUUAGUGCACAGUCAUACACACUAUAAAAUGACGUAUACAAAGUUCUUUUUUAUAUUUUAGUUUUUGUUAUUUGAUUCUAGGCCAGCUGUGGGAAUGCUGGAGGGUAUAUUUUUGUUACUUCUUUUAGAAAAUUGCAAAAUAUGUAAAUUAUUUAAGAAAAAUAGGGAAAUUUUCAAUUAUAUUACAUAUGUGAGAAUAUCCUGUUAAGUGCAAAUGGGAGCGGACUCACAUUACAGUAGCAAAAGUUCUAGCUGGCUUGGCCACAGAUUCCAUGGUGCAGGCACACGUAGCUGUCCGUGACCUAGUGGUCAACUCAUCAGCUGAGAAGACCGUAAGACAGGUCCUCCAUGAAAACACUGCGGUAGCCUGAUCUGUGCGCUAUGCACUUCCAACUACUUUCAGGUUUGGCACAUGAGUCCCACCACUGGUGUGCUCCGCAUUAGCUGGCCACUUUCUCACAUCUCGAGUGCAAUUACACGCCGAUUCCGUGAAACACAAGUUUGUCGAAGCACUUGGCUCCAACUGACAAGUACUCACUCACCUACCUAGGCACAGCUUCCUAUUUAAAUUGAAAAUAGAAUUAAAAAUAAACAAAAUAAGUACAAAUUAUUUUAUGUACAAAAACUGUACAAAAUUUUACAAGAAGAUUAUUUUAAAAUUAAAAUUUCAAAUCAAAAGAAUUUCACUGUAAUUCAAACAUGGUAUUAAUUUGUUUGACUUAACAACCUUUUGAGUAGUAAUAAACAUAUAAGCCAUCAAAAUUUACAAAGAUAGUAUAUUAGAAACAGGAUAUUUUCUAAUUUAAAGAAACCAGCUUGAACAAAGUCACGAAAAUGUGACCGGAAGGUCACACCUUAACUACCAUGGCCCCGCCAGAUGUUUUAUUUUCUCAUUUCACGGCACUGCAGUAUGAUAAGUCAUCUGAUUGCUAAGGAAGGGUGGAAAUCUUGAUGAAAAUCUUUCAUUAAUUAAGUUGCAGAAGUGUUCCUCUUCAUACAUUUGUUUUGCUUUUUUUGGAAAUUACAUUUCUAUAAAUUAAAUUGUAACUAUACACAGAAAGUAUUUCCUCAAAACACCCUACACCUCCAUUCCAUAGACACUGAGAAACUGAUACUGAAGUUAACAUAUAAAACACAAUAUUUGAAUCACCUAUCUUUGUCCCACUGUAAGUUUGGCAGCACAAAUGAAUACACAUUAGCUGUUCUUUUUUGUUGUCAUCACUUGUCAUCAUCCUACUGAAAAUUUAAAACUCCAUAUGUUCAAUAAUUUUAAUCUUUUUUUUUUAUAGAAUGUUAAGAGUUAAUCUGGACUUUAAUAUUUGUGUCUUUAAUAUUCCUAAUCCAUGUAAAAAUACUGCACCAUUUGCAGUACUGUGUAAGAAAGACACCUGAUUCUUAAUAUCAAUGUACAUUGAUUUUGAACUUAUGAUUAGAGGUAUGUAAAGAGAGCAUUUAUAAAUUUAUUCUUAGCAUUUUAUAGCACAUUUUAGCAUAUUUGAGCACACGUUUUUUUUUGGAAGUUCGAAAGUGUUUACACGGGCUCUGAUAGUUAUUUUGAGUCUUCCUAUUGUAAUCCAGAACUUUUUUCAUUGUCACCAUUUGCUUUUUAGAUAGACACGAUACUAGCAACAUAGCCAAUGUUUUUUAAUGUGUACUGCAUGAAAAAUUUUUAGUUUUGUUUUUGCUCUAAUGCUAAACAAUAUUGCAAGAUAUUGUUGACUCAUCUUUUGUUGUUAGCCUCGAAAAGAUGUUGACUGCUCUUUAUCUAAACCCUUCCGGUCAUUUUCAUCAUUUCCCCAAAGUUUGAUUUAUGAUAGAGAAUGCAAAACGGUAAACACACGAACAUCCAAGUAAAUACACAUCCAUGCAACAAAAUUAUGUUUAUUUCUACAAGGCCAUUAAAUUUAUUUGCAAUUGGUAUAUAAUAUGAUUGAAAAAAACCAAGCCUCCUGGUAAAAUAAUUUAGCCUACAAAAAUUAUUGUUGUUCUUAAUACAACAAUAAUUUUUGUAAAUUUUAUUGGUGUCAAAAUUUAUCAUAUCAUAGCAUUUAACUAAAUAUUAAGCAUUUAUAGCAAUUGCUUUUCUUACAUACCUCUAAUUACUACAUAUAGUACAAAUUAUACACUUUUCUCAAUUGUAUGGUAUGAAAGAAUAUCCAAUAACUUUUGUGGCAAAACUUGAUAUUUAAUAUUUUCAGAUAUAUUCAAAUUUGACAUACUAGUGCAGCAAUUAAAGGUUUUUAUUUUGGAAAAUCAGUUUUCAAAAUUUUUGAAUUUGUCUGAAAUUAAAUUAAUCACCUUCUGAUGAGCCAAAUUUUGCUUAGCUUUUGACAUUCAGGAGUGGCUGUUAUUUUUGUUGUUAUUAAACUUUCAGAUUUGUGUAAUGUGUUAUUGAGGAGCAGCAAUAUUUUAAACUCGACAGAUUACCUCCAAUUUCAUUUGCUUUAUUGACAUUCUAUUAGAAUGAUUGUGUGGAGCUAACAUUUGCAUAUCUUCAAAUACCUCAAGGGGCCCGUCUAUUUGAGCCGUGUGAAUAUGCAUAGAGCUUCAGUGUAAAAAAAGUUAUUGAAAAUAGUUCAUUUAUUAUUUUUUUGUGGUGUUAGAGAAGAAGGGUGAAGUCAAAAAUGUCAUAUUUUCAGUAGAGGUAAAGAAAAAAGUGUAGGAUUAUUUAAGAUCAGAACUUUAUUUUUAUAUGUGUUGAUUAUAUGUUUAUGAAUCAUAAAUAUUUUCACUAAAUUUAUAAAGGCAUAGUCUUGCUUGGAAAAAAAAUCCUGAGCUUUUUUUGGCUUCUUCUGAAAGUCUACAAUUUUUUACUUAACCCUAUUAUCCUUGUACAUUACUUCUUGGUUACUUCAGUAAAUAUAAUUUAAUGAAAAUUACAAUUUUAUAUGUGGUUUUUUUUUUGCAAAUGUUCAUUGUGGGAUAGUAAAUAUCUGAGCAAAACCUAUCUUGAUCUGUAGGGAUUUGUACUGACUUUUUAGAUACAAAUGAAUUAAUGGUUUCUCAGAUAUCCAUGUGUUUGAGUUGUGUCAUACAACAAGAAAGUUGGCGUUAUCACUGUUCCGAGCUCGCACAAAUGUGCUUAGCUAGACGGGCCCUUGAAAUAACAUACUUUUCAGCUAGACAUGAACUAAUUAACAUGUUAAUAUAGUAUUAGAAGUAUGAAAUUAAUUUAUAUUAUUAUCUAGAAGAUACAUAAUAAUUAUUAUUUGUACAUAGUAAUUUAUUAUUUAUAGAUGUUUUUUGUUUUUAGUAGAUACCUUUCAAUUAUUUGGAAAGAUAAUUUUUGAUAGCUUUGUCUUAAAACUUGGUUUGUGUGUUGAAAUUUUUGUAAAAACAAAUAUCACUGCAUAUUUUAAAUAAUCAACUAUCUCAUUGAAACGGGUAAUUUGAAUGUAUACUACUUACAAGGGAAGGGCACAAACUUCAGUUCGCCGAUCUUAACACCUCUUGGCGAGAGUAAAGUACUUCCCAAUAUCAAUCUACCCUGUAAAGAAGAAAACUGAACUCUCAGUAGUUCUCUAGAAAUAGCCAAUCUAAAAGCGUGGCACAACUUAUAUACGCGUAAUGUAGCACUGGCUCAGCUUUUAGAGCGUCUGACUACCAUGCUGGUGACUUUUGAUACUUUAGUUGCUGUACUAGUCGAAGAAGUGAUUCAUAUCGUGUCAUUUUUUGUUUUCACAAUAUCACUUUAUAAAAGUUCACUAAUGAAAUUCGUGAUUGAAAAUUAGUUUUUACUGCUUGUAUGAAUUAGCACAGACGAUGGGUAACGUCAUAUUUAUGAUUCAAAGUAUUCUGACAAGUUGCAACUGGCCAUUAAUGGUUCCCAAUUAUUUCUCAGAAAUGAGGAACUCCCCUUGGACAAAAAGGAUGAUCCUGAAGGGUGGUGGGAGAGGGGGAAAAGUAGGCAUCAUAAGUAUACCAAUUUGAGGCACAGAGAACUUCCAGAUAUUUCUGUUUUAAUUAAUGUUCAAGAAAUAAUUAUGAUGCUUAAAAUUUCAUAUGAUGGUCUUUACUGUAAUAAAUGAAUAUUUUAUUUCUUGUAUUUAAAUAAAUAAACAUGAAUUUUCUUAUUAUCAAUGAAAAAUUGAUAAAAAAUUUAAAAAACUGUGUACCAAGUGAGUUUGUACUGAGUCACCAUUGUGGUAUUCAGAUGCCCUUACUGUUGGGCCACUCUGUCUUAGCAAUUCCAAGUGCAACGUUACGAGUGUAUAAGAUGUGUCUCUUUUUUUGAUAGUCUGUUUCUUUAGAAUAGUUUAGAGUUGUAAUUUUUUUUUACAGGUUAGGUUGACAUUGGGCGGUACUUUACUCUCACAAAGGAACUUCAAAAUCGGCAACCCGAAAGUUUGCACACUCCCCUGGUUAGACAAGAAUUUUCUAUACUUAAAAUUUAUUUAUUUCAGUGCAUAAUGCAUGACUAUCAUAUUAAUUGUUUUCAUAAUUCAAAUUGAAAAAAAUUGUUGGGAAUAUGUCAAUAGAAAAAAUUCAAUUAAGGUACUAUGUAUUCAUGUAGGAUACAUGUAGAUACAUUUAAGUUAUAAGCAGGUCUUGAUUGUGUUAUUAAAAAAAGCGGUAUGCUUAUGAUGUAAGUAGACAUGAAUAUAUUUUUAAAAAAAAUGAUUAAGCAUACUUUGAGCUAACAACCAAUCUUAAAGCAUUGAAAUUGCACCUAGUUAUUUUCAUCCUUUUCUGUGCUAAAUAACUGACAUUUUUACAUAUUUUCUUAAUUAAUACCAACAGUUUUUGCUGAAUGAGAUGUCACAUUUUAAAUGACAAAGAAACAAAAUGUACUUGUUCAAUGGUACAUUCUUGCAUGAUAAACUGAAGAUGUAUGCUGCAUCGUAACAUUAACCAUGCUGCAUAGUUACAAACUCUAGUAGAGAAUAAGGACACGACAGGUGCAUUCGUGCAGGAUUUGCAACUUUUUUAUGCAUUCAAAGUUAUUUCAAAACUGUAAAACUGUUGUUGAACACAGUUACUUUUUGAUAAAAAUAGGUUUCAAAUAUAUAUUUAUAUUAGCCAUAAUAAAAUUAAAUGUCACCCAUAAACAGAUUAUUAAACCCUACGAUUUCACUAAUAAAUGAUGUCGCAGUUAAAAACUCCCACUAUUGUAGGAUUCUUACAGUAGUUUGCUUUUGUACCAACAAUAUUCUAUUGGUUUUGUAAAUAUAGUGUCAAUUUUUAUUUUUAAUUGAUUUCUUUAGCUAAACAUUGUUAUAUUUAUUUAUUGCUACGGUAUUAGCAUAUGUGUGUAGGUCAAUGAAAUGAAUUUUGGUUUAUUGUGUAAAUAUCUAAAUAAAUGAAUUUUUUUAGUAUUUAUUUUUUACAGUAUGAUGUAGGUUUACAAUCCUUUAUUAGUAAUCUUUCGAGCCAACAAUUUUAAGAAUAGUUUAAUUUUUUAUUUUUGAAUAGGCUUAUGUAAGAUUAGGUAAUGAUUAUGGAAGGGCCUUCCUGAAAAUGUUAAAACACAAUAUCCCUAAUAGUAUACUGCUGCAUUACAUAGAAUGGUGCAUAGUAUCUUAGCUUUAAUUUUUUUCAAAAAGAUAUCAAUGAGACACAUUACAGACUCAUGCACAUGUGCCACUAUCAAGCUUCCUUAGCAACUUUACUUUUUGCACCAAAAAAAUUAUGAAAAAUUUGGUUUACAGAGCUUCAUGUAAGGGAUUUUGGACCAUGAAUUUAUAUUUUUACUUUAGAACUAUAUGAUUAUUAUUAUUAUUACUUUAGACUUAUUUUUACUUUAAUUAAAUUUUGUUGCAUUAAAUUUAAUCUUAAAAUGAUGCAAUUACAUCGUAGAAAAGUAUGUUCAACUGUUUGAUCAAUGUUAUAAUUUGUGGUUGUACCACUGAAAGAUUAAAAAAAAAAGUGAAGUUUUUGUGUUUUGUUAAUUUUUUAAUGUUUUUUUUACAAAUAAUUUAGCAUACUAGUUUAUCUAUUUUCAAUGUCAAAACACUGAGAGGUGACUAAUUAUGAAAUAUUAGAUAGAAAACCUAGUAUACUGUACUACGUAUGACCUUAAAUGAUAAUUGAUUACCUUGAGAAGUAUCAGCCCAUAGAAUUUAUGUUCAUAUUUGUAGUCACAUUUUUGAUCCCGUGUUGUCAUUCAGUCAGUAGUACAGUGUGGCAGAUUUAACACCAAAGAUUUUUAUUGCCACUUUGGAUAGUAACUUGUAAUUAUAUAUAUCCUAUAAUAUAUAUGCUUUUUAUUUUAGAUAACUUCCAAUUAUUUUCCAUUAAAAUCAGUUAUAUCAUUAUAUUUUCACCAUACUGCAUGUAUCUUAAUAAUCUUAUAAAGUCAUAAUGUUAUAAGUUUUAUAAUAUAUUCAUUUCAUUUUUCAUAAGACCUCACAGCACACUGAAAUUCAGAAUAACAUUAUUUUACUGUGUGAUGCUUAUUUGCCUGAAAUUUGAAAAGAAUAUUAGACUUUUGUUUUUUUUUUUUGGUUGUAAAAAAGUUGUGUUUAUCUGUUUUUUUUUUUUUAAAUUAUCAAUUGAACAAUUAUUUUUUACUCUUGUCAUCAUUUAGUUGGUGUAUUAAUUUUACAUGUCUGUGAUGUUUGAUUUUUUUUUUUUUUAAAUUUUGUGUGAAAUUUUCAGCUAUACACAUAAUUACAGAUAAUAAAGCAAUGUGAAUUUUCUUAUACUAUAAGCAAAGAAAGUAUUAUUUCUGGUCUUUUUGCCAGCUAUACUUGAUCAAAGACUAUUAUCAUUUUGGUUUUUUUCUCUUGAUGGUUCAAAAGGGAAAUAUUUUAUGUAUGAAAAAUUUUUUUUAUAAUUUAGCUGAUAUGGUUUUUCUGUUGUGUAUUUGGCCAUGUGUGACAUUGUAGUAAGGAUUUGUUGGAGCAUUGUGAAGCCUUCGUAGAAAUUUAUUUGAAUGCAGGCACGUGCCAAGUAGAUAUUUCUGUACUCUGGAGGUACAAGACACCAUGUCACAAAAUUUUAACUUUUCAGGAGAGCAAGUUUUUAAUUUGGUUCAAAUUAAUUUAAUUUCACAUUUCUUUGCUAAUAUUAGACAUUUCUUAAUUAAACUGUAAAAACAUUGUUAGCCUUUUUUAUUAGCAAAAAUAAUACAUCCAAAGUAAUAGUUACAUGUUUUCACUAAAAAUAAAUUGGGAAUAGUGUGUAGAAUUAUUAAUUUUGGACAUAAUGAUAGAGUGCUCUAUACCAAUACAUUAAGAAAAAAAAUUAACUUGGACAUGCUGCCAACUUAUUUAAUUAAACAUUGACAUGGUGUGUUCUUUAACUCUGAGGUAGGUACAGAUUUGUAAAAACAUUUUUUUUUCAUGAUUCUUUAACAGUGUUUCAAGAAAUAUGCUGCUUGCAAUUUCAUUGAACUAAAUAAAAAAGGGCAGAAACCGGGACCAGUUUUACUGUACAGUUCUGCAGCAAACUGC
This is a messenger RNA of Bacillus rossius redtenbacheri, 13193 nucleotides long. Its product is annotated as protein ST7 homolog. The transcript has 12 exons. Gene Ontology annotation, molecular function: protein binding. Bases 362 to 1879 code for a protein of 505 amino acids. The record is from RefSeq and is a predicted model, not a curated record. Lineage: Eukaryota; Metazoa; Arthropoda; Insecta; Phasmatodea; Bacillidae.